This is a messenger RNA of Penaeus chinensis, 1421 nucleotides long. RefSeq lists its product as uncharacterized. Bases 34 to 591 code for a protein of 185 amino acids. Lineage: Eukaryota; Metazoa; Arthropoda; Malacostraca; Decapoda; Penaeidae. The record is from RefSeq and is a predicted model, not a curated record. The transcript is spliced from 2 exons.
UCGCACAGACUUACGCUAUCAGGAUCAGCCAGGAUGAAGAGUGUUGCAGUUUUGGUGUGCUUGGCGCUGGCGGUAGGGGCGGCCCGAAGCGCGGUCAUCUCGCCCAAGGCCAGUCUGUCCCACAAGGACAAGCUGAGCCUCGAGCUGCCUGUAAAGCAGCGCUUGGGGGACAGAAAAAACAAGGCCAGUUUCCAGUCCACCUCAAGUUCUACGACCACCACGACCACGAGCACUACCACAGCCGCCCCUGAGCCACAAAGACCCACGGGACGACCCCAGUACGUCGACGCCGCGGUCUUCCGCCACCAGUUCACGGCUCUCCUCACGACCCCGCCCUCCUCCAAGGCGACCUCCGCCGUCGAGGAGUCGGGCCAGGACUACAGAGCUGCCGCUUUGGCGGCUGCGACCUUCAGCCCAGAGACGACCACCGCCACCACAACCACCACGACCACGGAAGAGCCCCCGUACGACUACGAGGCUCACUUCAGGAUAUGGGACGACCUCAGCUCCUUCGACGGCGAGGUGGGGGCCCUCGGGAGCGACGUGAGGAGCGAGGCGUACAUCGGAGGCUUUAGGCCGUUCGGCUUCUAGAGUCCGCUCGGCUUGGGCUUCGAGAAAAAGAAGGGGGGGGGGGCGCUCUGAAUCUCUGAACUCUUCGCUGUGUGACUGCAGACUGCUUGUAUAGAGCAGGUAGUAAACGUUGUAUGUAUAUAUUUAAAAGGGUGAGUACAUGCAAAUGGGAACUUUGGUAGUAAUCCAACACAGGGAGGGGGGAAUACAGUUGUAUAAAAACAAAUACAUUUAUCAAGGUGUUAUUUCAUGAAUAUUCAGACUGAUAUCAUCGGCAGGUUGAUAGAAAAAAACUUUUAUAAUUUUAUAAGGAAAUGUUGCAAUGUAGACUAUUUACAUAUUCAUUAAAUCGCACUGGAAAGAUAGAUAUUUAUAGUAUAUUUUUUAAAGUUGGUGGUUAGAUGGAGUAGUUUUAUAUGGUAAAUUGAUGACAAUAUAUAUCGAAAAUUAACGGAAUAGUCAUGCUUGAAGUAUCGAACGGAAAAUUCUGCAUUUAGAAUCUAGCAUGAAAAUAUACAACUUCUAUAUUAAUUCUGUAAACAAAGCGUAUGAAAAAUAUAUAUAUACACAUUAGGAAAACGAAUGUUAUCAAGAAUGGAAACAUAUUUUUGCAUUUAUUAUUAUUGCCAUAUAUAAUUACUUAUGAAUAGUUUUAUUUAUAUUUUUGCGUGAGAGGUCAAUAGUAUACGCUUAUACAUCUCUUCUCCUUUUAAUAUACAAUUAUGCCUUUGCCUUUAAUCGUGCAGAAAUUGAAGCUUCCGAGGAAAAAAAAAAGUGCAAUUAUCCAUGACGUUGUUACGGAAUUUCUAUAACAAAUAUCAAUAAAAAAGAUAAAGGAAAUACAAAGUAAA